GGCCGGGGCAAGGGAUGCAGCGGCUGAGCUGACCUGCCUGACAAGGGUUGGGGCCGAGGGAUGGCGAACGUGCGAGUAGCCGUGAGGGUCCGGCCCCUCAGCAAGAGGGAGACCAAAGAAGGGGGAAGAAUUAUUGUGGAACUUGAUGGCAAAGUGGCAAAAAUCAGGAAUUUAAAGGUGGACAAUCGACUAGAUAGCUUUGGGGACUCCCGGGAGAAGAUUAUGGCAUUCGGCUUUGAUUACUGCUAUUGGUCUGUCAACCCAGACGACCCCCAGUAUGCAUCACAGGAUGUGGUGUUCCAGGAUUUAGGGAUGGAAGUACUAUCUGGAGCUGCCAAAGGCUAUAACAUAUGCCUUUUUGCCUAUGGCCAGACAGGCUCUGGGAAGACAUAUACCAUGCUGGGGACCCCAGCUUCUGUUGGGCUGACACCCCGAAUAUGUGAGGGUCUCUUUGUCAGGGAGGAAGACUAUGCCUCACCGCCUUCCUCCUGUAGAAUAAAAGUAAGUUUCCUGGAAAUCUAUAAUGAACGGGUACGGGAUCUGUUGAAGCAAUCUGUUCAAAAAAAGUCGUAUACCCUGCGGGUCAGGGAGCAUCCGGAGAUGGGGCCCUAUGUACAAGGUUUAUCUCAACAUGUAGUUACCAACUACAAACAAGUAAUCCAACUCUUGGAGGAGGGAAUUGCAAACAGAAUCACAGCAGCCACCCAUGUUCACGAGGCCAGCAGCAGAUCUCAUGCCAUCUUCACUAUCCACUACACGCAGGCAAUCCUGGAGAACAACCUCCCCUCUGAAAUUGCUAGCAAGAUCAACCUCGUGGACCUAGCAGGCAGUGAAAGAGCAGAUCCCAGUUACUGUAAGGACCGGAUUACUGAAGGAGCCAAUAUCAACAAGUCCCUUGUGACUCUAGGAAUUGUCAUCUCUACCUUAGCCCAGAACUCCCAAGUAUUCAGCAGCAGCUUGAGCCUCAACAGCUCAGCCAGCAAUGGUGGUGACAGUGGGAUCCCUAGCUCUACCUCUGGGACUAGCAGUGGAGGGGGACCAUUCCGGAGACAGUCCUACAUCCCAUACCGAGACUCUGUGUUGACCUGGCUGCUGAAGGACAGUCUUGGAGGCAACUCCAAAACCAUCAUGGUUGCCACCGUGUCUCCUGCGCACACUAGCUACAGUGAGACAAUGAGCACGCUGAGAUAUGCAUCCAAUGCCAAAAACAUUAUUAACAAGCCACGGGUGAAUGAGGAUGCUAACGUAAAGCUGAUCAGAGAGCUCAAAGAAGAGAUUGAAAGACUGAAAGCCAUGCUGCUGAGCUUUGAACUGAGGAACUUCAGUUCAUUGAAUGAUGAAAAGGAUGAAGAUCUUAAGGAGCUGGUUUUCCAAAAUGAAUUGAAGAUAAACCAGAUGACUAAAGACUGGACCCAGAAGUGGAAUGAUUGGCAGGCCCUCCUGGAGCAUUACAGCGUGGACAUCGACAGGAGGAAGGCUGGGGUGGUCAUCGACUCCAGCCUGCCACACCUGAUGGCCUUGGAGGAUGACGUACUCAGCACAGGUGUUGUGCUCUAUCACCUCAAGGAGGGGACAACAAAAAUAGGAAGGAGUGACUCAGACCAGGAACAGGACAUUGUCCUGCAGGGUCAGUGGAUUGAAAGAGACCACUGCACUAUCACCAGUGCCUGUGGAGUAGUCAUUCUCCGGCCUGCCCGGGGGGCCCGCUGCACAGUCAAUGGCAGGGAGAUCACCGCCUCUUGCCGUCUGACCCAAGGCGCUGUCAUAACUCUGGGGAAAGCACAGAAAUUUCGAUUCAACCACCCAGCAGAGGCUGCUGUCUUGCGGCGGCGAAGGCAGGUUGGAGAGGCUGUUGGUGGCAGUGGCUCUUUGGAAUGGCUGGACUUGGAUGGAGAUGUCACUGCUUCCCGGCUUGGUCUCUACCCUUUGCUUUGGAAGGAAAGGAGAGUGCUUGAAGAGCAAUGUGACGAGGACCAUCAGCCACCAAGGGAUGGAGAAACGUCCCACAAGGCCCAGAUUCAGCAGCAGCAGUGCUAUGUGAACGAUUUGAGGCAAGAAAUCCUAGCAGGACAGAUUAGAGCUGAGAAGGAACUGGAAUUUGACCAGGCUUGCAUCAGCCAGCAGAUUAAAGAAAAUCAGCAGUGGCUGCUCAGAGAAGAGACCUGGCUGGCUAGCUUGCAGCAGCAGCAAAAAGACAACCAUGUAGCAGAGAAAGAAGUUGAGGCAUCUGUGGCACCUGAUGUCUGGCUUCACACACAUCCUGAGAAUCAACCAUCCCCACUUGUCCAAAGCCAGAAGAGGGUGGUACAACUGCAGCUCCUGCAGAGACACGCUGUUCGAGCUGCAGAACGGAAUGCCCGGCGAAAAAGUGUCUCGUUCCAGCUAGAGAGAAUCAUCAAGAAGCAGAGAUUGCUGGAAGCCCAGAAGAGACUGGAGCAGCUCAGGGCAUUGUGCUGGCUGCAGGAUGACAGCACCCAGAAAUCCCCAUACUGGCUCCCCAGCCCUGACGCUAUGCUUCCAGUGUCUCGAUGCAGAGGCAGAUCAACAAAUUGCAGUUCUUUGAGCCGCCGAAGGCUCUGCAGCCAGCGCUCACCCCAGCUACACAGUGUUUUCCCGAAUUUGGAUCCCUCCACCAUGUCAUCACCUGUGCCUGACCCCACUCACCAAAUAUCAGAGAAAACACCAUCAGAGGAGUAUAUGCCACGGGCUGCUGCUUACCCUCCAAGGACAGGACGUAUUCGCAAGAAUAGCCUCCGUUCCUCAGGCCCAGGGAAGCCCUGUGCAGGCAGAGGAGCCUUGGCCAGUAGGGGAGCCUCAGCUCCAGACACUUACCUCACUGUGAGCCCCGAGUCUAUUGACAUCCAGGAAAUGGAUAGAGUGGGUAAGCAGCCCCAUUGGAUGGUGUCCCAGAGCUUAGCAUCUCGGAGCCAAUCAGCUAACAAGCUAAAGCCAAGGGAUGAGGCAAAGACCCUCACCCCUACCACCCAGAUCAGAAGAGCUAAGGGACUAGCAGGCCCUGGCCACAUACAAGCUGGGUGGCGAGAAGAAGGGAACCUUGAGACCCACAAGGCUGCUAAGGGAGCCACUUGCAGUUCCCUAUAUCCUCAAGGACCCAAGCAGACGGCUGUGCAUGGAAAGGCAGCCAAGACUUGUUGGGCACGGUACAAACCACCACCUUCAAGCAAGGCAUCAAAAAGGCAUCAGAGGGUAUUGGCAGCUAGGGUCAGAGACUUUGCUAAAAAGUCCUCUCAUUUGCCUCAUGGCAGUCCUUUGAAGAGACAACAUAGUGCAGGGGACCUGGACACCAUGGCCUCACUCAGAGAUUCUAGUCCAGUUGUAUUCUGUGUAAGAAAAAAAGAAGAUGAUUUAUCUGACACAGAUAGCAAUUACUCAGAGGAUUCUCUCUCCUGUGUCUAUGCCAAAGCCCCAAAGGAGCCACUGAAGCCAGAGGACCCUCAGGGGAAGAAGUGGAAUCUCCCAGAGCCAGAGAACUCUGAAAGUGACGACAGCCAAAUAUCUGAGGACUCUCUGACUGAAAAGGAGUACCAAAGCCCAAACAAGAGCCCAGGGGGCAGUCAUCUCACCAACAAUGGCCAGCCCAGGGUCAGAACUAGAACCUCUGUGAGGGGCUUCACCGUGCCCUCGGACAGUGUCCUACUUGCUCAAGCUCACAGGAGCUGUGAUAGCCUGAUUGAUGCUGGGGGGGAUCUGGAGGAAGACCAGCAGGAAGAGCCUGUUUUUGGUUCAGCUGGUGAGAUACCCACAGAGACUUUUUGGCGCCCACAGAACUAUAGUCUGCCUAUAGUGGACCAGGAGGCAAUGUGCAGGCUUGAUUCCAUUGACCACAGGGUAGGAGGUAGGCUGGAUGCCAUCCUGCCAAUAAGCAGCUCAUUUUACCUUGAUGCCUCAUUCCACCCCCAUUAUGAGCCCUCUGAGUCAGAGGUGGAGGCAAGCUGCUCUGAACGAGCCAACCCUCCCCAAGACAUGCAGCUUUCAAGAGACAGCCCAUUGAUGUCCAUGGAUUCUUGGUUUUCCUGCGACUCUAAGGUCAACCCCAGCAGCCCCCCAGGAAUAGUGGGUUCUUUAUGUCCAAGUCCUGAUGUACAGGAAUUUCAGUCCUGUGAUGAGGAGAGGACUGGAUACUGGCUAAAUAUUAAAGAACUAAAGCCAUCAAGUAUACAAACAGUCCUGUCAUACAGCUCCAAACUGCCCCGAGGCAGUACUGAGCUACCCUGCAGUGUAAGAGAUGAGGACACAACCUCUGCUUCUGAUACAUCAAAGCUGUCACUCUGGGGAACUCAAAGUUGUCUUCAACGAGGAGCUGAUGGCACCUCUCAGGGCAGAGGUAUCCCUGACACAGCCCAGCAGGGCAGCUCUGAAGUAUCCCACAGUUCUAGUGUAUCAGGUGUGCCAACUGCCUCUGCUACCUCAUUCACUGAUGUAGGCAGUGGCCAGGAAAGGGAUUGGGCUGCCCUUCAGCAAAAGUAUCUUCUUGAACUCUCUCAUCCUGGUUUGGAGGCCAUAGAGGAAGCCAGGCCGGCUUUCCUCUGCCUUGAGGAGGACUCUGGUUCCCUGACGCAAGCUUCUGGCAAAGGAGGAGAUACUGUAUUGCCAAUAGGUCCUAGGGUAUCUGGCAGUCUGGAUUUUAAUAACUUUCCAAUCUGUCUAUCCAAAAUUAGGCGUGUGAGAGCAGAGAAAGAACAGGACAGUUUGAGUGCCAAGUUAGAAGGUACUUCAGAUUUCUUUAGCACUAGUGAGAAAGAGAUGAGUUAUAAUGAAACUUAUUCAGCAGACUUAGAAUCAUUGGCAUCUGGAUCUAUGAAGGCACAGAUCUUUUCAGAAGAGAACGAAAUACCAAAUUCCAUGAUAGAAUCUCGUGAAGUCAAACAGAACAACUUGCAAGAAUGCUUUCAGGGUAGCAGGAAACCUGAACUUAAGACUUCCUCUGAUGAGUAUUUUUUCCAGAAGAGCACUUGUCACAGUACUGUCACCAUAGCCACCAAAGCAAACCAUCCACCCCAAGGCUGGGCUCCUCUCAGGAAAAAUAGUGUAAUCCAGCCAAGGCAAUUAAGUCCUAACAGCCACUAUCCCCUACAGGAAGAAAAGGCAGAUUGCCAGGAGGGCACUAGGGAAGUAGUUGAAAGACACACAAAUGUUUCUGUUGCCUUUCCCUCAGGUCCAGAGCUGUGCCUCCACUCUGCUCCCUGGACUCCAUUCCCAUCUUCCCUGCAGCCGCCUGCCUUGGAAACAUUCUAUGUGACCAAAAGCAGGGAUGCCCUCACAGAAACUGCCUUAGAGAUUCCAGCUUGCAGAGAAGCACGGGUGCCUUCCCCACCCGCUAGGGAAGCCUGGGGCUUUGGUCCGCACCUAGUCCUUCAAAAUGCUUAUUUGAAGAAUAAUUUGCCAGUGCUAUCACAAAACCAGAAUUCCCGGAUUGCCUCGUCUCAGUGGGUCACAGCAGAGAGGCCAGUUGAUUUAAACACCAAGGAAGUUGUCAGAGAAUUAGGGAAAUGCUCUGGAAAUAUUAAAGAAGAAAGCCAUAAUUCAGUUUAUUUUUUUGUUGCUCAGAAUAGACCUUUUCUCCCUUCUGCCAGCACAAAAGUGUGUGAAUUUGAAAAUCAAGUUGGAAUUUUGAAUAUAAAACAUGGUCUUGAAGCACUUGAGGGAGAAGAGGCCGCUUCCUCAGAUAGUUUGGAGUCUGGGAAGCCUCUCCUCCUCAUUUGUGAAUCUGAGGCCAGUGGGGAGGAAGAGCAGGGUCAGAGUACAGUUCUAAGGCCGAUCCGGGCCUGUGAUGUAAAGAGACAGUUCCCUUCUGGGGCCAGGUCUGAUUUCAUCUGUAAAAUCAUCAGUUUAGGCCUUGAGAAGGACAUGCCAGGGGAAACUGCUGUUUCUUUGGAGUCUAGAUCAGUACAUCACAGAGUAAGCAGUCCAGUGAUAGUAGCUGAGGAUGAGAGUCCAAUGUGGGACGGGAAGAACGAAACUGGGCUGCUUGGAAAAGCUCUUCAUCCCCAAGAUAGCUCAGAAGAGUUUAAGCUCCCAGGGACAGAGUCUACACAUGAAAGAUUCCAGUUAGUUACAUGCUCUCGUGAAAGAAACCCCAGUGAAUGCAAGGGCCCUGGAAAGUCACAAGAAAUGUUAAACCCCAAAGAAGAACCUUCUGGAAAGAAACAGAAUAAAAGGGUUAAUGGUGCUGAUGAAAUGGCGAGGCUAAUUAGGAGUGUCAUGCAGCUGGAAAAUGGCAUCUUAGAAAUUGAAUCCAAGCAGGUUAAGCAGCUUCAUGCUUCCCAUACACCAGGAAUCAAUAAGUUUGUGUUCCAGGACCAGAAGAAUCAGAAGACUGACCAUGUCCUUAGGACAGCCAGCUCUGGACACUGUUUGUCCUUCAAGGGUCAGCCAUCUUCUCCAAAACAGACAGAUGAUGUCAUCUUUAGGGGUGGUAAAACCAGAGAAAUGGAGGUUAACAGUAGCACUGGGAAUGAUCCCCAGGUCCAGAAAAUCACCCCAAGCCCCUUCGUGUCAAGGGAAUGUGUACGAGAGAGUAGAUCUGUGAGAGGGCAAACCCACUCUUCAAAGUUAGACAGAUCCACCAAGGACGUGUGUGAUUCUUUAGGGACAUGCACAACUCACAGAGAGUCCCCCAACACUUCUCUUCACCCAAGGAGAAUGAAAUCAUUAGCUAGAGCUCUGCCAUUGCAGCCCAGUCCGGUGAGUUCUUCUGAGAAUGAUAGCGAGUGGGUAAAGGCAUCAGCAAGCCUCAAAGGGCAGCCUUGGGGCUUAGGGAGUCUUGAGGAAUUGGAGACUGUGAAAGGUUUUCAGGAAAGCCAAACUGCUGAACACAUAAGUAGUUCCAUGAGAAAGGAGCCAAAAGCUCAAGGUAGAGUUGAAAUGGCCAUGCAAGGGGGAGGAAGCCUACAGGAGGAGGAAAAUGAGACAGUCUCGUUGACUCAGAAACUUUGUAGUCUAAGUCAGCUUUAUAUGGACACGUUUUUCAGCCAAGAGACUGUCUGCCCAUUAUCGAGCCAGACAGACCCCUCUACAGCUCCUCCCCAAGACCUGGAGAAUACCUUGCCUUUGAUUUCCCCAGGUCUGCCAAUAAGCUGUCUUCAUGAUUGUGAUGCUGUAGGCAUCUCUUCAGUUGACUUUGUGCUGGAUCCCACAAUGUUGAAAAUUCUUAAUAGCCCUUUGGUAACUGGAGUGGAGCUUCAAGACCAGAGUGGAGAGACCAGAAGCCACAGCCCUCAGGGAAACGGAGGAGGCUCUUCCGUGGCAUAUGCUGCUCCCUGUGAGUCUCUGAUAUCCAUGGCCCUGGGAUCUCACUGUCAGUCUGGUGCACCAGAGAGCACCGAGGCCAGGAUAUCAGCAAGGACCAGCCUCCAAGACCAAGGAGGGGACCUCAGAAUUGCCUCUAUGGACUUGAGUACCAGGGAAGGUUUUGCUUCUGAAGCUGAGGUAGCUGUACCAAAAAAGACAAGAGCCAGUUCCCUGAGCAGGAUCUCUAGCCAGCUUGAGAAGAGGGUCAGCUUCUCCUUAGAAGAUGAUGAUCACCAGAGUACGGAGGCAAGGCUGAAGGCAGCGGAGGAGGCCGAGGCCCUCAGACAUAGCAGCAGUACUUCCUUAGCACCUGUUUCCCUGCCGAGGGUACCUACUCCGGAGGCCAGGUUGUUGGAGCCCUCUGUCUAUGCAUCCAUGUGUCUGGCUAUCUUGGAGGAGAUCAGACAGGCAAAGGCCCAGGGAAAGCAGCUUAAUGACCUCGUGUCUGGGGAGACAGUCUUUCCUUACCGUGAAACUUUACUAGAACUCGAAUGUUCUUCAAGGGCUGCUGGCAGGCCUCAGUGUACACAAAUGGACCAUUCAGUGUCAGAUGGGACCAGGAGUGAGGGUAAAGCACAGGGGUCUCAUGGGGCUUCUCUGUCUGCUGAACCAGGACGUCUGUCAGUUGAUAAGAGGAAAGUCCAGGCCACACCUCUCUCUGCAGACAGCUUUCAACCUCCACCUACCACUGAAAUUGACAGAGAGCCACGGCAUCCCAUGCAAGCUCUCUCCUAUGGUGCCUCUGCUUUGGGCAGAAGACAUAGUACUGGAGAACUGGGACAUUUCCUGGGAGCUUGUGAACAGGUCUCAUGUCCCUCUGGUUCUUUUGAAAUCAUAGAGAAAGAAGCAACCAGAACAUCUUCCUCUGCUGUUCCUUUGGCCUUAGACAGUCUUCUUUCUUCAGCAGCUGUGGAGGGAGACAGGAAGGCAAUAUCAGAGGAAGUAGUGGCUGCCUUAUCUUCUCAGGCCCCAUGUGACGAUCUUGGAGUGAUUCUGCGUGGGCGAAGUAAGCCAGCUGCAUGGGAGACUGCAGAGGGCAUACCCCCUGGCAGUAGGGACAGCAGCCCAGAGCACCAGGAACCUAGAACUCUAGAAGCCACAUAUGGAGGAGGUUUGGAUGACUUCUUAUUGACUGCAGAGGGAAAAGAAACAGCCCAACUUGAAAGUCAGUCUGUGAUCUGUGAUGCUCAGAAUUCUACAAGUCUCUCUUCUAAGCAAGACCAUGUCCAAAGCCUUGAGGCUUCCAUUGGCUUAGAAGAAGGGAGGGCAAGGCUCAAACAAGGUACUGUUCUGCCUGAAACCAUGAGAAGGGUUGAGCUGGGAGCUCCUGCACAGGAGCAUGUGAAGUGGAAGGGAAGUAUUGUGUCUGGGCUGACAGAAGCCUGCGGGGCUGGCAGCAAACAUCCCAGGCCAACCUCAUUUCCAGAUCAAAGACCUAGCCCAGAUCCUGGGGGAGGUAGGGAGGAAACUCCAUGCAGAUGCCGAAGGGAAACUUUAGAUUGCCCUGUCUUCUCAGGGAGCAUUGAAGGCAGGCGGACUCUCAGCCCAGCUAGAGGGAAAGAGGAGAGCAGAAUUUCUUGCUGCCAGUUGUGCAAUUCUCAUCGUGUUGCUACUUGUUCCUCCUGUUCCUCCACUUUACUACGUUGUAGAGAUGGUGACCUGGGAAAGGAGACUUUCAUGACUUCCCCACAUACUGUCUACCCUGCCUGUGUAGUAGCUUCCAGGGCCUGUGAAAUGGAGGAGAGAGAAGAGAGCUCUUCCAGGGAACCUGACAUGCUCUUGGCACAUGACCGUGAGCCCCAAAACAUGAAUAUGGAAUUUAGGCCAACAGAGAGCAGUACUCUUGAGCCCUCCUCUGUGGACGCUGUCUUAUUUCCAACUCAAGGCUGCAACUCCCAUUCUGCCCCUGAUGUGAAGACAGGUUUUCUUAGCCACUCAGCUGCUGACAGAAGCUCAAGGUCACUAGAGGUUCCUGAAAAGACAGUUACUGAGAAGAAAGCCAGCACAGAACUUGAGGUUGCCCCUUUCCCUACAGGCAGGUACUCUGAGCCACUGAGGAAGUUUCAGGACAGCUCUGUAGGUUGCCAGAAUGCACAGGUGUCUCAAACAAAGGCAGAACCACCUGCAACAACUCGGGGACCACACACCCUGAAUUUAAGUGAAAGGUCUGCUGAGAGUGGGUCAGUGGUAGAGUCACAGCAUGGAUGUUUCAAAAAUACCAUCACAUGCCUUUCAGAAAACCCACGACUUGCCACAGAGUCUAGGGAUCACAAUUGCUUGGAUACCCAAGCCAAGUUUGUCGCAAGGUUAAAGUACACCUGCAGCCCCCAGGGUGACUGUCCCUGGGAGGAGGAAGAGCAACAGAGAGACCAGGAUUCAGGUGGUGGUGAAGACCCUGCCCAGGGCAGGAAAACCCCACCUUCCAAGGAAGGUGGCUUGGAUGGCUGUCGGAUUAUAAAUGCUGGGAAAGAGGAAGUGGCUGUGGCCAAGCCUUUCUCACUGGGCUUUGAAGACCCAGCUGGUGUGUCCUCGGGACAGAGUGAAGUACCACAGCCUGCUGCCCAGCGGCCUGGCCAGCCCCACCACAGGUGCUCACGUCCUGUGAUCGCGGUCUUCUCUGGCCUUGAACACUCCAAGUCCUCCCCCAGACCGUACUUCUCUGUGGUCAGCUCUUCUCGAUCUCUGCAAGAGCUGAACUUGAGUGCGAAGACUACUUCCCCUGCAGACGAGGACAUGCAGGGGCCUAACCGAUUGUGGAACCCACACCUCAGGGGCUUUUCCAUGGGAAAGUCAAUGGUGAGAACAUGCCUGAAGACUGAGGACUGCCAUGAGAAACCCUCAUCUAACUUGGAUGAUUGCACUGCUGAUCACAGGCCCCUAAAACCUGCCAUCCCUCCUUACCCGACAUAUUCUACUCACUCAUGCAUGCCAACCCCCACUCUCGUGACCAGCUGGAUGGCUGGUGCUUUAGAUCAGGCGCAGCAGGGAAAGCCAGAGCAACUGGGUAUCCAGGUCAGGCCAGAGAAUUUGUUCUCUCAGGUGGACAAAGGCAUGUUGCACUUUGGCUCCAGAGAUAUCAAUCCCUACGUCCCACCCCGGCAUCCAGAGGGGCCUGUGUGUAUCGGCUGGAAACAGUAUGUGUUUGGCAGUGCAGUUGGUGUCUCCUGUAACCAGGAACCCCAGGGCAUGAUGCCGUCAAAUGAGUCCCAAUGCCCCGGCACGGACAAUGGCCUAGAGGACCAGAACUCCCCAUUCCACUCUCACCUCCACACCUGUGCCAGUGCUCGGGACCUGACGAGCACCUGCAGCAGCAUUGCGACUGCCCAAGCUUCAAAUGCAUGGGGGUCCUCACUUGUUUUAGGAGGCCCCCAUGUCCUGACCGGCCCCGAAGAAGCAGCUCCCACUGUGGGUCCUGACAAGAGACCCUGUUCCCCCGGGGGGGCAGGCUGUCUGAGGGGCGAGUCCCACUUGGCUGAAGGCAGUGCUGCAGGUCCAGUGGAUGAGGUGAUGCCACCAUGUCUGUCAGAGACAGACUGCCCUGUGGGACAGGUCAGAAUGAACACAUUUGAGCAGGGCACACAGACCCUGGGUUGCAGGCUCCAUCGGAGCUGCACUGAUGUCUCCUCUGCUCAGCUUAAAGACAAUAUGGCAUCAGCCCCUGAUCUGGCCUCGUGGGCCAGCAUGCACAGCCUGUCUCUCCACCUCUCACAGCUCCUGCACAGUACUUCAGAGCUGCUUGGGAGUCUCUCCCAGCCCGGUGUGGCCAAAAAGGAGCAGAACACCAAAAAGGACACCCUUGAUGAGGCCCCACAGGCCCUUAUGAUGGACGGCUAUACUCAAACCACUGUGGAUGAGGCCAGCCAGACCGACCUGGCCUCACCUCUGUGCCACCAGGCCUCAGAGGCCAAACCUCAGGAAAACAAUGUGAUCCUUGAAGUGCUGAGCUCAGGUAUCUCAACCAUGUCUCAAGCAAAGGGAGAUGUCUCAGGGGCAUUUCAGAAGAGAGAGGCAGAGGAAACGGCAUGGAAAAUGGCACAGUUCCCAGAUCUUCAGCAAGCAAGCACUCACUGCAGGUCCCAGAGCCCUCUGACAUGCUCAGCCCCCUUAAGGUUUCAAAAAGACCCCCUUGUGCAGGCCCUUCCUUCUGUGAUCCCACCAGUUCCUGACACUUUCCUGCCUCCCAUUUCCCCACUGGAGGAAUCCCAUUGCAUGGCUGUCAGCAGCUCCAGCCUUGGCACCUCUCACUCCCCAGUGCUCUUCCACCAUGCUUCAGACUUCAUCAGGGAGCCUGGGAUGCAGAAGAAGCUGGGCCCCACAAGUGCCUUGCUGGUGGACAGAGCCUCCUCCCCAAUCCUCACUCUUAGUGCCAGCGCCCUAGAGUUGGAUCUCCCCCGAGGCUCUUUGAUUCCCUCAGCCCCCUCAGCUCACCCUCUUGACGGUCACCAGAAGCUCUACUCCAGCCCAGAUCCUCCUCCUGCCACCCUCGAGCCUCUAAUGGACAAUUAUCCCCAAACCAUUGAAGAGUCAGAUAGUUCCCAGAGAGCUAAGACUCUGGGUGGAGAAGGUCUGUCGGAAAGAAGUAAUGGGAGGUGCUUCCUUGAGUUAUGCUCCCCACACAGCCCACGACAGAGCCCAGAACUCCAGGUUGGUCUUGUAGGGCAGCCGCCCCAGCACCUUGAGCCCAGCACUGUCAUCGAGGACCCCAGCAGACUGCUACCUCCUCCGCCGCCGCGCAGGAGCCGGAGGCCGGCCGACAGCUUGGUGCCUGAGGAGGUCGUUUCCCCAGAGCAUGGCCCACUGAGCAGUAGGGGGCCAAGUCGAUGGCAGAGCAGGACAGAAAAUGGGGGUGAGAGUUCCGUGUCUCCAGUGGAGCCACAACCUACUCUGGACGUUUCCUCCUCGUGGGGAGGCCUCCGACACCUCAGCCUCUGCCCUGAAUCUGAGCUGACUGGUACUGCAAAGCUCCAGGGUUCUGCCUUGAGCCCGUCUCAGGCCUGUAAGCCUGAGGGGCUGCGGCGCCCCAGUUCCCAGAUGUGCAUGGCCCCCGAGCCGCAGCAUCAUGGUCUGAGGGACCUCCCAGUGCAUAAUAAAUUUAGUAACUGGUGUGGGGUUCAGGAUGGCUCCUCUGAGGGCCUGGGUGUGACUAAAGAGCUGGGGACCAGCUGUGAUGCCAGCCUUGGAGAGCAGGGACGGGGUCCCCUACAACCUCCUAAAGGCCAGAGCCAGGAUCCUGAGUGGUCCCAGAGCAAGCAGAUCCCUCUGCAAGUUGGGGCCCAGAACGUCUCACUGAGCAUGGAACUCACGGAAGCAAAACUGCACCGUGGCUUUGGGGAGGCAGACGCCCUGCUGCAGGUGCUACAGAGUGGCACGGGGGAGGCACUUGCUCCCGUUGAACCUGUGCCAUCCACCUUGGAGGAGAUCUAUGCUCGGAAAAAAACAACCAUUGAGACCCUCAGGAGAGAGCGGGCUGAGCGACUUGAGAACUUCCGCCGGACACGAAGCCUGAGUCCCCAGAAGCAGGUGAGCCUCCUGCCCAGUAGAGAUGUCCCCAGCCGGGACCUUGACUUGCCCAGCAGGCGCCGAGAAUACCUGCAGCAACUGCGGAAGGAUGUCGUGGAGACCACCAGGAGCCCAGAGUCAGCGUCGAGGCCUGCUCACCCGCCUUCUGACAUAGAGCUGAUGCUGCGAGACUACCAGCGGGCCCGUGAGGAGGCCAAGGUGGAGAUUGCCCGGGCCCGGGACCGACUGCGGGAACGGGCAGAACAAGAGAAGCUGAGAAUCCGCCAGCAGAUUACUUCCCAGCUGUUUCAGGAAGAAGAAAAACUGCACACGCUGGCCAACUCCAGCUCCCUGUGCACCAGCUCCAACGGAAGCCUCUCGUCUGGCAUAACUUCUGGCUACAAUAGCAGCCCAGCCCUGCCCAGCCAGCUCCAAUCUUCGGAGGGCGAGGGGCACAUGAACUUGCCUGACUCCAAGGACACCUGGAUAGGGGAUGGGCAAGGCCGUCUUGCAGUGAGGAACAGUCACCUGUACCUUGCUAGGUCCUCCUGGAAGAGCUCAGCCUACGGCCGCAGAGCCUCCCUGGGCAGUUGCUGCUGCUGUUCUCCAUCCAGCCUGUCCAGCCUGGGGACCUCCCUCUCCUCCUCCUACCAGGAUUUGGCCAAGCACAUCGUGGACACUUCUAUGGCUGAUGUAAUGGCUGCUUGUUCGGAUAACCUGCACAACCUCUUCAGCGGCCAGGCAACGGCUGGCUGGAACCAUCAGGGCGAGGAGCAGGCGGUGCAGCUUUACUUCAAGGUGUUUUCUUCUACCCGGCAUGGCUUCCUGGGGGCAGGUGUGGUGUUCCAGCCGCUGUCCCACGUGUGGGCAGCUGUGAGUGACCCCACCCUCUGGCCCCUGUAUCACAAGCCCAUCCAGACAGCAAGGCUGCAUCAUCGGGUGACCAACAGCAUCAACCUGGUGUACUUGGUGUGCAAUGCCUCCUUGUGUGCACUGAAGCAGCCACGGGAUUUCUGUUGUGUCUGCGUGGAAGCCAAAGAGGUGCCUACCUUGGUGGUGGGGCAACUGUCUAUCGUAGCUGUUCAGUCUGUGUAUGACACAUCCAUGCCAAGACCCAACAGAAAAAUGGUUCGAGGGGAGAUCCUACCCAGUGCCUGGAUCUUGCAGCCUGCCACCAUGGAAGGGAAGGAAAUCACCAAAGUCAUCUACUUGGCCCAGGUAGAGCUUGGUGCUCCAGGCCUCCCCCCUCAGCUCCUAAGCACCUUUAUCAAACAGCAGCCACUGGUGAUAGCCAGACUGGCUUCCUUCCUUGGCAGUUAGCAUCUCGCCGUCCAAUGGUGCUGCUGAGAUGCAGGCCCAGGAUGCUCCAAAGAGAGACUGCAGCAGCUCCUUGUUACCUUCUGUACCUUGAUGCAAGAAGAGCUGAGGCUGUGGCCGGUUGGGCAGACAGCACUGGCCCGGGGUUGCCAGCGCAGGGCCCAGUCAGUGCUUGGUGACAGCUGGCGCCACUGCAGAGUGAGCGGCCUGAGCUCCUGGCGCUGGCUGUCCAGAGUGAAUGAAGUUCAACUCACCUUUUGGAAUUCUCUUCAUUUCCUGUCUUUGGGAUUCUACAGCAGACAAGCCACUCAAGGACCAGGGCUGGGCACAGCCAGCAGAGCUGGGGGACUGCAGAGCUGUAGCGCUUCCUCAGGCUGCCGGGGAAGCAAGCAGCCAUCGGCCAAGACUCUGCUCCGAGUCUGCCUCCAGCGCCCAGCUCCACUGUGCGAUGGAGUAUUAGAAAACAACAAACGGAAAAAGGGUUUAAAAAAAUAGCUGCACAAACCAGAACACCGAUUCAGGAUCUUUUCUCCCUCUGCAUUUUUACAAAAUCCUUUAUUGUUCAUUUUUGGUUUUUUUCCCCUUUCCUUUCCAUCCCAGGAGAGGACACUUGGGUCUUUGCAUCAGAGUCAGGAGCGUUGAGUGAUGCUGUUAUGGAGCUGUCACUCUGCACUCAGUAAAAUGGGAGACCAUUGUGGAACCAGGUGGGACAGAUUUGGGGUCCCGGUAGGGGUCGUCUAACCUUUUGAGGACUGCCGAGGGAGGGUAGCAGCCAGAUGCUGGUUGCUGACAAGAGGAAUUUUAGAGAUUAAAAAUUGUCCUUUGAAGACGAGGGAGAAAAUAAAUGAACUUGGGGGGGGGGGUUGUGAGUGACGUGUUAGGAGGAAGUGCAGUUCUGUGUCUUGCCUCGCCUCCUUCAGAGGUGGUCUCUUGAGCAUUCCAUGCUGCU
This is a messenger RNA of Microcebus murinus (gray mouse lemur), 15076 nucleotides long. The record is from RefSeq and is a predicted model, not a curated record. NCBI's taxonomy places the organism in Eukaryota, Metazoa, Chordata, Mammalia, Primates, Cheirogaleidae.